Cuscuta europaea is the source of this 24613-nucleotide messenger RNA. NCBI's taxonomy places the organism in Eukaryota, Viridiplantae, Streptophyta, Magnoliopsida, Solanales, Convolvulaceae. The record is from the annotation of a GenBank genome assembly.
CUUUAUUCUUUUAUUCUGCGGAAACAAAAACAGGAAAAACAAACAGAAUCUAAAGAAGAUAACGUAGCCCCCCGGGGUCGUGAAGACGCCCGUUAUCAUCACUAUAGAGAUAAACUCUUUAGCAAUGGCCUGAAAAUGUUGGUGAUUCUUAUGUUGCAACAGCAGGACUUCCUUCCCAUUAUUGGUCUACAUCUGUAAUAGAUGAGCCCUAUGGAAGUUCUCGCGGGUCAUGUAGACCUGCAACUGACUUAAAAAGUGCGUCGGUGUCCUAGAAAAUUCAAAACAUUUGGGAGUGAGUAACUAGACACGACGUGAUCAAUGAAAGUUCAGUGGCAUGGGGCUGAGGCCACUGUAGUCAGUAUUACUUGCCUCGGAAGGAGACAGUAAUGAGAGAUGCAGUUCCCCGUGAACUAUGAUUAAACACAUGUCUGUUGGGAGACAAGUGAGUGGUCUAGGGUAGGGUUGUGCAUGCGCCGUUUGGACAAGAUGCAGCGACUUCUACCCGGGAUCUGAAUAAAUUUAGUCCUGAACCUAUGGGGAUAGUCCAGAGUAUUUUAGUGGCUAGGAGCAAAUGUUCAAUUCAUAGCAGGCAAUUGAGGUAGCAGACUCGUCAUUGAUAAUUGUUUUUCUUCUCACUUGAGCCUUCUGCUUCCUAAUGCUCAUAAUGUUCACUCACUCGCUCACUCACGCGCUUACGCUCGGCUUUGUCCCUUGGGUAGGCUUAGUUGGGUUUACUAAUCCAUAGGAACAUGUUCUCUCAUUACUUUCUUCAUUUUCUCUCCGUACUCCCCCUCAACUGGAGCACUCGGUAUGCUUUGUCUUUGUUAGGCACCGGGGAGGAUUACUUUGAACACUCCCCCUAGAAUGUUGCAUCCGUUAAGAGAUUCAUGCUUAGACAGAUCCGAGUACACUCUUCACAUGACCUACAAAUGGCUAUUGAGUGCAAUCUGAAAAAGACAAAUCUGACAAAGCCAAGACUGUAUGGUCCAGAACUUGAAGACUUCCCAGCCUACCACAUCUUCUUCACACCGCCAGCAGUCACCUAUCUGAACCACAAGAACGAAAAACGUCUGAUGGUAGUCAGUGAAAUUGAGAAGUACUGUGACGGAACACUGAAGAUAAUCAAAGAACAGAUUCUAAAGAUGAAGGCAGAGCUAGAGGAAAAUCUUCAAGAGGCAUCGUCUUAUGUUCAAAAGGAACACUCUACAGUAGAGACAAUUUUAAAGGCCAUUGAUGAUCGCCUCGAAAAGAGAAAUACGCUGAGGCAAUAUGAACAUGCACUUGGUAUGAGGAAGCACUACUUCAAGUCUCAGAAGCAAUAAGAGAAUGACACUUGAUCACAAGGGGGGAGAUUGUUGGAGAUAUUUAAUUGUGAAUCAAGUUGGUCAUAGAUUAGCUUUAUAUUUAAUCCUUGUAUUUAAUUAGUGCAUGAAUUAGAUAACAAUCGGGCCAAGUGUUAGGCCCAUAUAAACAGGCUAAAAGCCUUGUACGCCUAACCUAAACCUCGCCUAUAAAAAGGGAGCCGAGGUUUAGGAAUAGGUUAACGUCGUACUUAUUCUUCAUAGCCUUACGCGCAUACUUUUGUGUUGUACGAGUUCACGGUCUAUCAAAGAAGGUUUUACGUUGAUUCAUUCUGUGUUCAUCCUCACGUUUAAUCUUCGUUGUUAGAUCGUUAUUCAUUGCUGUUACAGAAACAGGGACUAACAGAAGAUAUCAAACAGAGAACCAGGAGGGGUUCUGUCAGAGUAAAGGCUAACAGAGACCCUGAGGUCUUCUGUUCUUAAAGCAAAGAACCAAAGGUCCUCUAUUCAACCAAUGCCUUAUUAAGGGUCUUCUGCUCUGGAGGCUUUCUGCUAAAUAGGUCUUCUGCUCUGGAGGCUUUCUGCUAAGUCGAUUAAACUAAAGAAUUUUACAAAGGAAAAUUCUAAUACAUUAAGUCUAAAGAGGGGUACUCUAAUGUCCUAAUCAAUCUAGCAUCAUCAAAAUCUAAUUACAAAUAUUCCUUACAGCCCGGGAACCCCCGGUCCACAGACUCGUACUACUACAAUAAAGGCCCAACAGGCCCAGAAAGCACAACAGGCCCAAAUCACGGCGCCCAAGGUACCAAGCAGCCCACAAUGCACACCAGAGGGUGCCUUCGGCCCCCUGGCCGAAGGCUCUGAACCUCACGGAAGGGCCAAAACAAGAAAACAAAGUUACUGGGAAGAACGGCGAAAAUCAGUAGCCCUCGGCAACUGGAGCCCUCGGCACUAAGGGGGUCCCCGGUACUCAGAGCCCUCGGCUAGUCAUCUACAGCCGAGGGCACCUUUCCCGACAUAAUAUCCGCUCCACAUGCGUAUGGAUCACCGUACCCAGUACAACGUCAUAUCCAACAGCCGCAUUAAAUGCGGCCACAUGCGGUUGCCAGCGCCAACCAGCUGAGGUGACCUCUCGGCCAAUGGACGCCUGACACGUGUCCCUGUCUGGCAUUUAUUGCUACUAUAAAUAGCACCCCAUUUCUCCGUUGUAAACCACGCUGAGAACGCUGAAUACAUAUCGAAUAUACACUCUCUCUCUUACUUAUUUGCUCUGACUUCUCUCUGGUUAUUCUCCGCAAUAACCCCUCGGAUAAGCUACCCCCGGGUACAAUAUCCAUCAAACUGGUUGGCAAUGGCAGUCGCAUGUGGCCGCAUUUAAUGCGGCUGUUGGAUGUGACGUCGUACUUGGUACGGUGAUUCAGGCGCAUGUGGAGAGGAUAUUCUGUCGAGAAAGGUGCCAUCGGCUGCAGAUGAUUAGCCAAGGGCCCUAAGUGUCGAGGGCUACUCAUUUUCGUCGUUUUCUCCCAGUAACUUUGUUUGCUUGAGUUGGCCAUCCUAUGAGAAUUUGGAGCCUUCGGCCAGGGGGGCGAAGGCACCCCCAGUGUGCCACGUGGGUUGCUCAAUACAUGGGGCGCUGUGAUUUGGGCCUGCCGUGCUUCCUGGGCCUAUUGGGCCUCCCUUAGAAUAGUAGGAGUCUAUGGGCCGGGGGUUCCUGGGCCAUCUACUCCAUCAGGAGUCCCUCAUUUCUUUUGUCGAAAGGUACUUGAGGGAAAAGGAGUAAUUUGUGUUUGUCCUUUGGUGUUGUUCCGUUGUAGUUUGUAAAGUUUGUGAGUAGUUCGAUGUGUACAUGUUUCAGCCGAGGGCAGUCCCUCAGUUACUCACAUUCCGGGACUUGAGGGAUCAUGCUUGUCGUUGUGGGAGUUUUUGACAUUUUUUUUUGUUUUUUGAGGUUUUUCCCGAAGGGGUCCUCCAGCCCCCCUUCCUUGAGGCACUUGCAAAGUGGUGAAAAGGAGUAGAGUAGAGCCUGCCUGCAAUAUGAAGCCGAGGGGUGACGCUUUUCAUUUCAUUUUGGGGGGAUGCCUCGUUAAAAACCUCAUUGGAAAAAACCCUGUGGGAAAAAAUUCCAAUGAGGGAAAAAGAGUGCACCGAAUUCCCCCAAUGAUGAGUCGGAAAGGUCAAACCUUGGUCUGAAAUGAGUAGCAGUAUUCUUGCCGGAGGUUGUCCUUGUCUGAGGGCGCGUGUAUUGCUUUGCCGAAGGGGAGCUUGUUGAUAUUGUAACACCCCCAAAUUUCCCACCCAAAACGUUGAUAUAAUUGAAAUAAAACUUUUAUUUAUUGAUAAUGAAAAUUUAAAGAAAGUACAGCGGAAGGCUUAAUAAGGGAAAUGGGUGUUACCGCCACAUCCGGUCAUCUCUCAACCGGAUGCACAGGCAACUAAAACAUAACAACUAAUUUAAUAAAAAUAAAGUGUUUAUAAAGUAAAUGUUUAUUUCAUGACUAGUAUAACUAAGGCGACUUCUAAUUCGCUCUCGGGCCAUGCAAGCCGUCAUCAAUCGACAAAAUCAAUCCUCACCUGCACAAAUAAAGUGCAGAAACAAACAAGGAAAAGAAAACAAAAAUUAGCUUUAGAGCUAAGUAAGUACUACCCAACCCCGUAAAAUAAUCAUGUUUGACUAAAAUAGAUUUUUAUAUAAUAAUAUAUAAAAAUACUCACACCAUCAAAAUUCUUUUCACUUUGAUUUUUAUCAAGACUACUUCUUUACAACAAUCCUCAACUUCUCUAUAAAACUUCAUAAUAACUCUUCUCUUUGAUUUCCUCAAAAAUCACUUCUUCUCUAACUUCCUAGUAAUUUAGAAGGGCGGUGCUCAACCUUUCGGUAGAGCCCGGUGGACCGUGGUUACGGACGGCCACCCCGAACAAGUGCCGGUACCACAACUGCUCUGUUGGAAACGAAACGACUACCUUAAGUGUGCACACCCCCUAAAAGGGAUUCCAAGCCCUCCGAGUAGUGAGUCGUAACGAGUAGUCGGGACUCAGUCUACCAACUACCCUUGAAUAAGAUAUUUUGAAUGAUUAGGGAUUACUACUACCAUAACUUCUUCUUAAAAGGGAUCAUCGAUCCAAAUAUCACUUUAAACUCAAACUGUACUUCUUAGUAGUAGCAAACCUAAUCACCCUCCACAUUUAUCCGGGCGUGGAAAACCGACACCUCGGAUUACUCCCGAGAUGCUCACUUCUUAUAAAAAUGUAAAUUUUAUCUUCGCUUAACAACACUUCAAAAAUACUUCUUAAUUUCUCUAAAAAGUCUUGAAGGUAUUUAAAAAUAUUUAAUACCCCAAAAGUACUUAAUUUAUAUUUCUCAACAACCAUAUAUAUAAUAUAUCUUCACAAUUCUCAUACACAAAAUUCAACAAUUCACACUUAUUCACAUAAUGCAUAAUAAGCAUAUAAUACGAGGAAACAAUUUUAGAUUGACAGAGAAACUUACCUCGAACCGCGUUAAGUCGUAACUGAAUCCUUUCAAUAUUCACCAAAAUCACCUUCUACGAAUAUUAAAAUUCUUUAAUUAAUACUAAUACCCAAGUAUAGUUUGAUUAUCCAAUUAGUGUUAUUAACAGUAUUGUUAUUAACUUAUUACUAAUUAUUGAUAUAAAACUUCGGAUAGCCACAUUGGAAGUAAGCAGCCCAAUAUAGCCUUAUUCCAUAGACAAACUUUUAAUUAAAUUUCCGGCCCAACAAGCUAAACGUAUUACGGAGUAUGAGUACGUACAUGGAAGAUUCAUCUUCGAUCUUCAGUACUCACCAGUACCCGUGACGAAGAGUAGCAGGUUGGUAACGUAGCUCCGUCUUUGGCUGCAACCGUUCAGCGGCGUUUUCCCCUCUGGUGGCGUCCCCGGCAGAUAUAGCGGUGGCAACGGUUCGACGGCUCAUCUUCAUCUUCUCCGGUGACUACACAGUCCAGCGAUGCUGCGGCGAUCCGGCGGUCAAUGGUUAUCGUCUGUUCUUCCUCUUUUCCGGUGCAGGCCUGUACGCAGAUGCUCUUCAGUGAAAAUCAACCGGUGUGGUGCAAACAGCAGUCCAGGAGGCUCCUAUCUCCGGCGACCCCUUUGGCGUGAAUAACUAACCCGAUACAGCAGCUCUACAACUCCAACAAUGAUCCCCAUCUUCAUCUCUUCUGACAGGCAAAGGCGUUGAUGUUGUUUCCUCCUUCCUUGUCGAUAUCAUCCACGGUCUACUUGUCCAGUGUCGGAUUAACAGGAGUUUGCCCGCAGCCCUCCUUCGUUUCCUGAUGACGCAGGCUUCGAAUAUAGUCCCGUUUUCCUCUUGUUUGUUUCAGCAGAACGAGAUGUAUAUAUAAGCGUAUAUAUGCGCAGGUUUCGUUUCUUCAAAGGUUUAAUUUGGUGCACAGUCUUGGACGGCAGCGGCGUGUGUAAAUGCUAACCGGCGACUCCACAUGCACGGUCCAGCCUCCUGACGACGAUAGGGUCCUCUUCUCCGACGGUUUCAGUCGGUCUUCUCCGGUGAGCCGUUGUGUUGGGCGGCGGUAACAAAUCGGAUUCGGUGACUCCGACUCGCGUUCUUCUCUUUUUUUUUUCUUUUCGCAAUAUAUGUAUGUAUAUAUGAGGUACUCCAUAGUCCGUAUAUAGUUAUGUGUGCAUCUGUUCUCUUCUGCGGCGGACAUGAACGAUGUAUAUAUAUACGACAAAUACAUGAUUCCAGGCCUAGGGUUUCAGGAACAAUAACCGUUUCGGCCAUUUUCCUUUCUUUUUAAUACUUGAGCAUACGUAGUAGCCGUCAUACGUUUAACUUAGUACGCAUCUCUUUGCCAUUUACAAAUGCUUCGCGUGUUGGCCGGCCGUUUUAGUUGCUCGUUACUAUACUAGCCAUCUUAAUUAUGCAUAAAUUCAUGCAUGUACGUUAGUACGUUACUCGUACGUAUUAGGUAUGUAUGUAUGUAAUACAUGUAUGUAUGAUAUGAAUGUAAUAUGUAUGUUAAUAUUUUUAUGUUUACGUAGUAUGAUAUAUGUAUGUGAGUGAUGUGCAUGUUUCUAUAAAUGUGAAUAAGUAUAUGUAUGUAUGCGUACUUAGGAGUAUUAUAAAUUUUAAAAAGCCAACCCUUGUAUAGAUGUUUAAAUAUUAUUAUUGAAUAAUAUUUUUCUUGGAGUAAUCUUUGUUAAAAUGUUACUUUUGAUAUUUGACAUAUGUGUAACGAUUGUUGUUACAAAAAUUGUCACUUUCAUAAUUAUCAUAAAAAUGUUACUUCCAUCAAUGAAGUAUUUUUAUUUGACUAAAACGUCAUAAAUUUUGAAGUUUUUGUCUCAUCCCUUGAUUAUUAAAAUCUUAUUUUUGUAAUAUUCUAUCUCACUCAUAAAAUUAUUUUGAAUUUUUGGAGUGUCACAGAUAUCCUAGGAGAUGCCGAAGGGGAGCCCUCAGUUCGUUGGAAUGAGGGUGUGGUGACUGUAGGUGAUAUUUCCUGUGUUGUCGAGGGGUCCCUGUAUGUUGAUAAGUUGAGGGCCGCGGUACCCCGAGGGGUUUCCUUGUUGCGUAGCCGGGGGUAACUGUUGAUGAUGGUGUGCUCCCAGGGGGUUACGUGGUCCUCAAUGUGUUUGAUGGUUGAGUGUUCCCGAGGGGUCUGCCCGUUGUGAAGCUGUGGGCCUCUGAAGGAGUGAGCCCGAAGGCAUUUGUGAUGUAGUAUGAGGGGCACAAGCCGAGAGCACCUCUGGGUAAGUGUACCCGGGAGCUCCUCUUGAUGAAGUGGAGUGAAGGAGAAAGCUCGGGGGCUAGUUUUUUGUUUGAUGAAGGAGUGGUCUGCCGAGGGCGCGGUCUUGGUUCCCAGAAUAUAGCCGUUGUAAUAGAGCCGUUGGAAUAUGUAACGCCGGAGAUAUAGCCGUUGGAGGGGGGCCUCCACGUGGCGUUCGUUCAUUGGCUGCUUGUGGGCGGGCAUCACCGAUUGGGCAAUUCGACGGUUCGUAAUGAUGGCUUUUCAACCGGAGGCCCGGUUUCCGGCCCAAGCCCAGAUUUGCGGUGCCUAUAAAUACCCAAGGCCAAAGGACUUCUUCCCUGUGCGAUCAUUGUUGUUAGCGAAGCUCUGGCCAUUUGAUUUCUAGAGAGAGAAACACCUGCCCUCGAUCCAAUUCUUGUUCCAAGGUCAGUUCCCCACUCGUUCUUCACCUUCUUAGUUAGCUGUUCUUUGUGGCCUUAGAUUAGGGGUUGUAGCUUAGAGCCUUUAGUACCUCCCUCCGAACCCUCGGUUUAGUUUAAACAAUGUCUUCACAAAGCGAUUCCCAAGACAUCUCGAGGGAGCUCUCGAUGGAGGAGGAGAGCUUCUCAGACGUGGAGUCCACGAGCGAGCAACCCUCGGCCGAGGAGGAUGCCGCACUGGCCAUAUUGGUACAGAAGGACCUUGUGGCUGAAGUCGAAGUUGAGGACUUCGAGCAGGUGAUCGAAGACGAGGAGAUGGCCCUCGUCGUUCAAGUUGCAGAGGAGGAGGAGCACAAGGAGAGUAUGAAGGUCACCAUCUCCGUGCCCCCCCCCCCCCCCUCGUGGUGCUGGUGAAGCAGGGAGCUCUCGGCCUCUUAACCCGACACCUCUAAGGGUGGCCCCCGGGAACAAGAAGGAGAAGACGAAGGCUGCUCCCAAGAAGAAGGGCAGGGCUGCUGAUCAAGGAAGGCCCAUUGAUAUGCCCGAGGGGUACUCUUGGUUGAAUACCGCUGCCCUCGAGAUAGGAUCGAAGGCUGACAGGGAAGAUCUUUUCGUCACUCAGUUGCAUGUGGGGCCUUCGGCCGUAGUGGUGGCACCGGGUCCUGAUGAUGUGCUCUCCCGGGCUCCCGAGGGUUGCAUCGCCGUCCACAUUAUGUCUGUAUCAAUGGGUCUCCGGUUCCCCCUGCAUCCAUUCCGUCGGGAAUACCUUAGGUACGUGGGUUUGGUCCCUUGCCAAUUGACGCCCAAUAGCCACUCAUACGUGGCGGGCUUUCUGAACCUUUGCCGGUCCCGAGGGGUGACCCCCAUCCUGGAUUUGUUCUUCCAGAGUUUCAACCUCUGCCGGGGGGUCACGCGAAUGCCGAGGGCUUCGCGAACCUGCAGCAGAUAGCCAGGUGGAAGCUGUUUACCGAGACGCCUUCAUCAAAUAAAGGGUGGAAGGAGCGAUUGUGUUACGUCAGAGUGGACGAGAGCCCCUUCCCGAGGGAGCUCCGGGAUCGUUUCCAACGGCAUCCGAAGGUCGGAAAUGCUGCUCUCGAGGAGGAUGGUUUGAUCAUAGCCAAGAUCCUGGAGGGUCGCACGAAGAAUGUGUCUAUCAAAGAUUACACCCUCGAUAAAGAUCUUUACGCCCUCGGCUUCCGUAGAUUUCACUUCCUUGGUGAGACGGACGAGAAUUACCCUGAGUUGGACAAAGCCUUCGAGGGAGCAGGAGGUAGUAGCCGAGGGCUUCCCAAUUUGUACUUAGGAUUUUUUCCUUCUUUUUUUUCUUUGUUUGUUCACGCUUUUUACCCCCCGGUCUAACUGUUUUUUGUCAUUUGCAGGCGCGAACAUAGACGCUAGGAAACUUUUUUCUCUGAAGAAGAAAAAUGGCAAGGCCCAAGCUCAGAAGAAGGACCCUUCGUCCCAACAGCCCGUUGAGGCCUUUUUCCAGAAGGAGACACCGGAGCCCUCCGCUGCGGCUACCGUUGCUGGUGUGGCUGAGGGGGCCUCAAAGAAGAAGAAAGGCAGUAAGGCGGUAGAGCCCCCUGCUAAGAAGCAGAGGGGUCCCGGGGAUGUUGCUGACCAGGCGGCCCCCUUGGUGAUCAUAGAGGAUCGCCCCUCUCCCGAGCCCCCGGUUGGCACUGCGGCGACAGCUCGGACUGACCUUCCCCCGGGAGGCUUCCCCCGGGAGAUUUUGCAACUCUCCCUGGCUCCGGGGGCUUCCGUGAUGCACGGCUCGGCAGAACCGAAGGCCUUCCUGAGGGGGAUCACUUCGGUGAUGGACAAGGCGGUCCUCUCGACUUAUGACGACGAGGCCCUCGAGAGCAAGAUCUUCCGCUCUUCACUAACUGCUUGCAUAGCCCUCGGGGAGCAUGCACAAAGGCUCGAGCAGUGGCGCCUCCAGAAGGCGGAGCAGGAUCGAAAGAUGAAGGAGCUCGUCCUCAAGAACUCCGAUGCUGUGAAGCAGAUGGCUCUGCUGGAGGAGGACCUCCGGAAGGCCACCGAGGGGGCUGAACAGAGGAAUAAGGCUGCCGUGGAGGAGGCCAGACUCAAAGCCGAGAGGGUUGCCGCCGAGGCCUCCAAGAAAGCUGCUGAGGAGGCAGAGUCCGCCAAGGCCGAAGCCAUCGCCAAUGCCCGAGAGGAUGUUGUCGCUGCGUUCAUGGCCGAGGGCUGGAAGACCGAGGAGCGGCAGCAGUGGGUGGCCUCGGUUGUCGAGUCUUCGGUAGAUAGCUGGGUGAAGGGCCCCAGGGCCGACUGGAUGGCGGAAAGGGGCGACAGCUACUAUCAAGGGGGUGAAUUCUUCACCCAGCAUCUGGUGUACCGGAGGCUUGCUAGGCAUUUCAACGUCUGCCUCGAGGAAUUUGACCCCUCGGCGUAUGGCCUUCUCCUCUGCAACCGGAUGUAAGAAACCCCCUCCCCCAGGAGAAGAGAGGUCGGUGAUCCAUGACUCCAUGAUGAUGGGGGGAUCCGGCGAUGGUGAUGCCGAUGUUGCUGCCGGGGAAGAGGUCACCUCGAAGCCUGCUGAGGAAGCAAAGGCUGAGUGAAAUUGUACUUAGUAAUUUUUAAAAGAACAGGCUUUGUAAUGAACAUUUGUUUGCUUCCGGCCUCGGCCAUCCUGUAAUAGACAUUUCAACUUUUCCUUCCUCUUGAUGAAUGAAUGUCUGCCUUCGGGCUUUUGUACAUAAUUCGUUUUCCUUUGAAUGUGUGCUUUCGUUUUUCUUUGAAUGUAUGUCCUCGUUUUACUUUGAAUGUAUGCCCUUGUUUUUCUUUGAAUGAAUGCCUUCUAAUACGCCUCGUGAAUAAAUGCCCUCGUACCUUGAUGCUUAGAUUGUCAAUUGUUAGGGACUUAGAAAAAAUUUCUUACUGUUGUCCUCCCACCAGGCCUUCGGUUGUGUGGCCCCUCGGGCUGCAUGGGUGCUUGACCGAGGGCGAAAUAUUUAGGACUUAGAAAUUUUUUCCAAGUGUAGUUUCCCCCAGCCUUCGACCGUGUGGCCCCUCUGGCUGCAUGGAGAUUUGACCGAGGGUCGAAAAUAUUUAGGACUUAGAAAAUUUUUCCAAGUGUAGUUGUAUGGGAUAGGAGCCUUCGGGUGAAUGUGAGAGCCUUGUCGUAGGUGUGCCUUCGGUUGACCGGUGACUCAACAGGGGGCAAAGUAUUUAGGACUUAGAAAAUUUUUCUAAGUGUUUGAAUAUCAUCUGGCCUUCGGUAUGUGGGCAUUUCUUGCUGCAUGAAGUGGGGUGACCCUCGUUGCAAUGUGAGUUUGCCGAGGGCCACACGCUUUAUGACUUAGAAGUUUUUUCUAAGUAUUUCCUGUUGCUGGCCUUCGGUGCAGGGACCCUUCGGCUGCCUACUCUGUGGGCCUAGAACAAUUUCCUUUGUCUCGCAAGGUUGGCCUGUGGCAACAAAAGCCUUCGGCUGUUGUCAUGUCUCCACAGUGUUGACUUAGGAAAUUUUGUAGUUCAAAUGCAGCAUAAAAAGACAGGCUCCCUCGGACAAUGCCUGGGUGUAUCCCCCCAGCGUCUAGUGAGGUGCCGGAGGUGAAUCUCGCUUGGAUAUGGCCAACAUAUGAUAGCAUUUGUUGUAUAGUAGCCUUUAGGGACGUUUCUGAAUUGUUGUUGAGUGAGCCUAUCACGUUCUGUAGGAUUUGAGCCUUCGGUUUUGAUGUAGCCGGAGGCAAUCAAAAAGUGGACUUAGCCAUUUGUUGAUGAUGUUUGUUGAAUAGUAUCUUUGGUAAUUAGGAGCUUCCUGGUACCGAAGGUGUUCCCGUGGGGAGCCCUCGGUAUGUUCCCGUGAAUUGUUGGAGUGGUGUACUCAUUGAUUUCUCGCUGAGUCUACUCACCUUCACUCCCUCGUUUUUUUUUUGUGGUGAAGGGAAGGCUUCAAGAAACUUGGUUUCUUGGUAAGCCUUGGCCUAUCGGGAGGUAAUAGAAUACACCAUUAGCUCCCCCCUCGGGUUAACCUUCCGAGUUCCGAGGGGAUCGAGGGUCGUUUCCUGGGCUCAAGACAUGGUCUGUAGCCUGCCUCCCCUUGGGAGAUGGCACGGAAAGCGCCUCAGUUUUGAAAGUCGUCCCCUCGGCGCCAGACAUAGUCUGUGGCCUGCCAUACCCUUGGGGUAGUGGUGCGGGGAGCGUUUCGAUUUGGAAGUCGAAUCCUGGGCAUAUUAGAUGCCUGCCGAUCCCUGGGGGAAAUGGCGCGGAAAACGUUCCGUUUUUGAAAGUCGAAUCCUGGGCAUAUUACUUCCCUAUCAUACCCUUGGGGUAGUGAAGCGGAAAGCGUUUCAGGGAAGGGUUUUCAUUUGCACACUGGUUGCAAAUGGCCGGGGGCACUACGUGCUACCGGCACCGAUAGGUGGCGCCUUUGGUAUAUGCGUCCUCGAGGGGUACGACUUUAGAAACAACACUCGGUGUUUGUUCCGGUAUACAGCCCUCGGCACUUGGUACCGAGGGGUCUUCUGUAAACAUUUGGUGUUUUUCUUCAUUUGACGUAGCUGAUUGGGGUGUCUACCCUCGGCACUUGGUACCGAAGGGUCUUCAAAGGAAACACUUGGUGUUUUCUUCCGUUUGUUGAAAGUUGAUAAUAGUGUAUGCCCCCGGCACUUGGUGCUGAGGGCUCUUCCUUUUGAUAAGGCCUUGGGCCAGGGACUGAUAUGCGGGCUUGGCCGCUCAUAAGAGUCUCGUUCCAUGUUCUUGGUGUCUUCAAUAUGUCUUCAUUCUUCAAAAAUUGGAGGCCUUGGGUCGUUAAAUAAUACAUUCACUAGUCAUGAGGGCUUGGCCGCUCUAAUGUUAUUGAUAAAAUUUAACUAAGUGAUAUACAUUCCAGUGUCUAGGGACCUCGGUCCCAUUAGGGCCUUUGAGUUUGUAAGUUCCAAGCUUGAUGAUAGUUGUCACUAUGUAAGGGCCCUCAAAUUUGGGCACCAUUUUGCCUCCCUCGGUUGGUUGGCUAGCUUCCCUCCUUCGUAGGACAUAGUCCCCCACUUGGAAUUCCCGGGAGCGGACUUUGGCGUCAAUGUAACUCUUUACUUGCCUUCGAUAGUUUUCCGCGCGUAUGAAGGCCUGCUCUCGGCGUUCUGAAAUAAGGUGAAGGUCGAGGGCCAUAUUGGCAUCGUUGACCUCGGGAUCAUAUUGUGUGACCCUUCGGGUCGGAAGAGUUACCUCAGUGGGGGCCUUAGCUUCAAUUCUGUAGCAAAAGGAGAAGGGUGUCUCGCCCGUUGCUCGCCGAGGGGUGGUGCGGUAGGCCCAUAAGAUGUUGUGGAGCUCUUCUACCCAACCACCCCCUUCGGCCUCCAGUUUCUUCUUUAGGCCCUCGAGCAAGGUCCUGUUGGCGUUUUCCAGUUGACCGUUGCCUUGAGGGUAGGCAACGGAUGAGAAGGUGUGUUUGAUGCCCCAUGCCUCUAGGAGGGCACAGAAGGGGGCUGCCUCAAACUGAGUCUCGUUGUUGGAGAUGAUUUGUUGGGGGACGCCAAACCUUGUGAGGAUGUUCUUGAGAACAAAAUGGCGGCACCUAGCCUCGGUGAUGCUGGCGAGGGGCUCAGCUUCCACCCAUUUGGUGAAAUAGUCGAUGGCGACAAUGAUGUACCUGUUGAUGGAGGUACCCCUCGGCAGAGGGCCCACAAGGUCUAUACCCUAUCGAGCGAAGGGUAUGGAUGUGCUGAUGGGGGCAUAGUUGACCGUUGGCCUGCCGGGGGCUUUCUGGAAGUGUUGGCAUGCGGUACACCUUCGGGCGAGAUCCACACAAUCCCGGGCCAUUGUAGGCCAAAAGUAGCCCUGGAUCAUGAGCCUUCGGGCCAUGGAGUAGGGUCCCUGGUGAGCUGAACAAGUGCCGUUGUGUGAUCGGGCUAAACUUGCAAGUGUACAAGUGCCGAUAUAGUAAUAAAUUCCGGUAAAAUACCGGGUCGAAUCCACAAGGAAACGUUGUUUAAAUCAAGUCCGAGAGUAGAUAACUUUAAAUGAAGAAUUGAAUAAAGAGCAGGGAUUUUGAUUUAUGUUUUAUGUUUUUGGUUUUCACUUUUUUCUUAAGAAGAUAAUCGUUAACUAAUUUUAAGUUUAAGAUGAAUGAUAACAACAACUAAGGCUUCGGGAAUCACUUAAAUGCUUUAAUAGGGUUGAAUAUUAGUUCUUUGCCAAUAAUUAUGAAUACGAUGUCGCUAAUAUAUUCUGAUCUCCGGUUAAGGCAGCGAGAGCGUGGUUUUCGUUACGUGUAAGUCCCGUUACGGCUUACAUUCAUCUACCGAAAACCCCGUUGAAUAUCAAGACAUCACACCCGUAUCAUAUAAGACCGGAUAUAUUUCUAUUCUCGGUACUAUAUAUGUUUAUCCUUUAAUGUUCAUAGUUUAGACCUCAACGUUAAUUGCAAGUAUAAACUAAAUUUAACAUACUUCUAUGUUGUACACCAUAGUCAUAAACAAUCAAUAUAUAAAGGAUAAAUCACAAUUUAUUGGUUUAGAACUUUUAUCAAACACCUAGUUGGCAUAGAAGUUCAUCCCUAGCCUUAGCUAAGAAAUUAGCCUCUAAUGCUCAUAUUAAUCACAAUACAAUAAUAAAUGUAAUGGAACAUGAAAUUACAAACGAAAUAAUACCUAAACACCAAUGAUUUCGGAGGAUGAACUUCCCUCCUCAAGAACUUGAAGAAAAUACCAAGAACAAAAAUAUAAAAGCUAAGAAUUAAUCUAUGGAAUGGAAUGAAUUUGUAUGAUGAAUUGAGGGCUUUAUAUAGGGUAAAGAAUGUCAUCUUUUAGUCUAUUCAAGCCCAACAAACAGGUGUGGAGGAGAUAUCUGAUCAAAUAUGAAGAAGAUGAAGUUUCCCAUCAAGAAAUCUUUUGCAUGUAGCUGUGUUUGUAGCAGAAAUCGGAACAACCGGCGCCGGUUAUGGGGUGUCCGGCGCCGGUCGUGUGCAAAAAUGCACCGGUCGCUCCGCGCCGGUUGGAAAAAGGCCGCUUUUGGGAAAAAAAACCAAACGACUGGCGCCGGUUCCUGCGCCCAAAUUUGUACUUAGCUUCUUUUUCUCUUUUGAUGCCCGAAAUUUAUCCAGAAGUGCCAGUUUUCGACCCCUUUUGGCUUUUGACCCUAUUUUUGCUGUUCCAAGCCGCAUUGCAUGUUUCCGCUCAUUCGGGAAUAUUUACCUGUUUUUGCUUUAAUUCUUGUACAGAUAAUUAUAAUCACUUAUGUAAAACAUAAGUAAUUAUUGUGCUUAUCACUGUGCACUUCCUCCAUUGCAACUUUGGCUUCAUCUUGAUGAAGGCACCGAAGUAAUGUCCCGUUGUACGAUCUUUUAUAAAGCCUUCCGUCUUCGAUAGCGUAGCUGGGAGCCCUCAGCUUUGCUAGCUUGGCACGGGCUUCAUCCUUGGGCAGUUGCCCCGUGGUGAUGAAGGCGACAAUGUCUGAAACCCAGUCCUCUUGCCUUUGUUGUAUGUGCAUGACGGGGCUAGCAUGUAUGCUGGAGAGGCUGAGCUCCUCGAUUUUGGCGAUUUUUGAGAUAUGUUCAGGGGAGUCGGCCGAGAGCUUCGAUAAAAUGUCGGCCUCAGAGUUUUGAGCCCUCGGUAUUUGAGUGAAGGAGUGUGCCUCAAAUACCUUAAGCAACUCCUUGGCCGCUUCUUUGUACUGCUUCAUUCUCCCUUCCUUGGCUUCGUACUCCCCGGAAAUUUGGCCGACAACUAACUUGGAGUCGCACUUGAGGUGGAUCUGUCGGGCCUUCAUGUUAGCUGCCAGCCGAAGACCACAGAGGAGGGCCUCGUAUUCGGCUUCAUUGUUGGAGACUUUGAAGGAGAAGCGGACAACGUAAUAGGCCCGGAAGCCUUCGGGUGAGAUGAGAACCACCCCUCCUCCACAUGCUUUGACAACGGAGGAGCCGUCGGUGUAGAGGGUCCACCAAUCGUCCGAGGGGGCCGAGGGCUCCUCAUCCGUGGCUGAUCUUGUCGUGCACUCCGUCACGAAAUCCGCUAGGGCUUGGCCCUUGAUGGCGGGCCUAGGACAUAUGUCGAUGUUGUAUUGGCUCAGGAAGACAGACCAUUUUACCAUACGGGAGGAGCUGGUAGGGCUCGUCAUCAGAGCGCCGAGGGGUUGUUGAGUGAGGACCUGGACCGGGUGAGCUUGGAACUUGGAAGUAAUGGUCCAACUUCUUGACAGUCCAAACGAUAGCCAAUACCGUUUUCUCCACAGGGGAAUAUCGGAGUUCUGCUUCCCUGAGGGUCUUGCUAACAUAGAAGAUGGCAUGUUGGAUGCCAUCCUCUUCCCGGAUGAGUACUGAGUUGAUGGCUGUCGGGCUGACACCCAGGUAAAGGUAUAGGGUCUCCCCCACCUUGGGUUUAGAGAGCACAGGGGGUGAAGAUAAGUACUGUUUCAGUUCCUCGAAGGCCCCCUGACACUCUGAAGUCCACUGGAAACCGGCGGUCUUUCUCAUGAUCUGGAAGAAGGGUAAGGACUUCUCCGCCGAUUUUGAUAGGAAGUGAUUGAGGGCUGCCAGGCGGCCCGUCAACCGUUGGACCUCCUUCACGUUGCGUGGGGGUUCCAUGUUGAUGAUGGCCUGGAUCUUCUCGGGGUUGGCCUCGAUACCCCUUCGGCUCACCAUGUAGCCUAAGAAUUUGCCCCUUUGUACGCCGAAGGUGCACUUCUUCGGGUUCAGCCGAAGGUUGAACUUCUGCAUGAUGGCGAAGAUUUCCCUUAGGUCGCCAGCAUGGCUUGCUGAUUGCUUGCUUUUGACGAUCAUGUCGUCAACAUACGCCUCCAUGGUACGCCCUAGGACAGCUUGAAAGACCCUGGCCACCAUCCGGGUGUAGGUGGCAGCUGAGUUCUUUAGGCCGAAGGCCAUGACAAGGUAGCAGAAGAUGCCUUCGGGAGUCAUGAAGGCUGUUUUUUCAGCAUCUUCCUCAUGCAUAAAGAUUUGAUGAUACCCGCGGAAUGCGUCGAGGAAUGACAUGAUUUCACACCCCGCGGUCUCAUCUACAAGUUGAUCAAUAUUCGGCAAAGGAAAGGGGUCCAUGGGACACGCCUUGUUGAGAUCUGUGUAGUCCACGCACAUGCGGAAUGAGGGCGGUUUUUAUGCGAGGACUACGUUCGCCAGGCAUGAGGGGUAUUUUACCUCCUUGAUGUGUUUGAUAGAGAUGAGCAUGGCAACCUCCUUCUUCACAAAUUCCCUCCUCUCGGGCGAGAGGGGUCUCCUCCAUUGUUGUACUGGUUUAGCCGAAGGGUCCACCGAGAGGCGGUGGGUGAUGACCAUUCGGCUGAUCCCCAGCAUGUCCUCCGGACCCCAUGCAAAAACAAUGGAAUAGGCACGGAGGGCGCUGAUGAUGUCGGUCUUCAAGUCUUUGGGGAGCUGGGCUCCAAUCUUCACAACUCUCUCCGGUUUGGCCGGAUCGAGCGCAAAGUCUUCUACGUCCUUGGCCGGUUCAGCCCUCGGCCUCUUCUCCUCCUCUUUAAUAGCCCCGGUGAUGGUGUUAAUACGGAACUCGAUUUUGCUAACCUUCUUUGUCACCUGGAGAUAGCAAGUGCGGGCAAGUUUCUGAUUUUCCCUUGAGUAGCCAAUACCCCCUUUGGCUGGGAACUUGAGGCAGAGGUGCCUCAUGGAGAUGAUGGCUUCGAGAUCCUUGAGGGCUAGCCGGCCGAGGAUGAUGUUGUGGGCGCAAUCAAUGUUGACGACGACGAACUCCACUUCGAGCUUGGCUCUUUGGAGCCCGUCGCCGAAUAGUACCGGGAGGGUUAUGACCCCCUCGGAAUCGAUGGUAUCACCGGUGAAACCGGUAAGAGGGGUCUUGAUGGGCCGAAGGGGCCCCCUUUCCAGGUGCAGCUCUCUGAAGGUGUUGAGAUACAUUACAUUGACAGAACUGCCCGUGUCUACGUAAGUUCUGUGGAUGAUAGUGUCGUUGAUCUCCGUGCGGAUGACGAGGGCAUCCCUGUGCGGAGAGGACAUCGGGGGGAGGUCGGCGUUAGUGAUGGUGAUGGGUUCCUCCCUCAGCCGCUUUACCAGGGGCAUAUGAGUGACUUCCCCCACGUAUUUCGUUGACUGGUAGAGUCGCCCCCGGUAUUGCCCCAGUGAUCAUGAGGAUGUGGCGCUUCUUUUCUUGGUACCGAGGGUAUUCUUCCUCCUCAUCUUCCAGGUUCCCAAUAUCCCUCUUCUUGCUGAGGGGGAUGGUGUUGGGGUUGACCCACGCGUUUGCUUUCGCAGGGUGCCCUCGAGGUGGCCCUUGGUAAGGGGGACCCUGCUGCUGAGGGCCUUGGACAAAUUGGGACAGAUGGCCCGCCUGUAUUAACCUCUCGAUGGUUGUCUUCAGCUGAUGGCAGUCAUCGGUUUUGUGCCCCUGAUGCCGAUGGAAGCGACAGUAGGGGUAGUUCGGAUUGAUGGCAUAUACCUCCGGGGGUGCGUGAGAAUCUCGCUCCACUAAGCCCGUCUCCUCAGCGAAGUCGACGAUGACGCUGACGGGGUGCGUCAAAGGUGUCUGAGGGUGCUCCAGGAGAAUAGGUUGUGCCCAAGCCCUCUGGGUCCCCUUGUAACCUCCCCCGGGCUUGGCUUGGCCGUGCCGGGGGCGGUCACCGGGGGGUGCCGAAUCCUUGGGUUGACUACGGGGAGCCCCCGACCCCCGUUUGCCUUUGUCGUCUGGCCGAGGGCGUUGCUGAUCGGGGUUGUGAUGGCAUUUUUCCACCUCCUCAGCUUCGGCGUACCUGUCCCCCGCUGUAGGGCCCUUAUAUAAUCGCGGGGGGGGUUCGAUGAUGAGGCUCCUUGAGAAGUUUCCGGGGCGGAGUACUGUUUGGAGGGGGGCCAGGAGGGUCCCGUCAUCUGCGCCAUCAAAUUUAUCAGCCUCCGUUCUCCAGCGCUCCAAGAAGCCCCGAAGGGUCUCCUCUUUCCUUUGCCUCACUGUCAGCAAGUGGGAGAACUGUUUUCGUGUGCGGCGCCUUCCCGCAAAUUGUGUCAAGAAUCACUGGGCGAGUUCUUGCCAUGAGUCGAUGCAGCCUUCGGGCAAUCGAUUGAACCAUUCGUAAGUCGGCCCCUCUAAGGUGGAGAGGAACCAACGGCACAAAUAUUCAUUCGAUGCCCCUACCAUCAUCAUACUGUUUUGGUACCUGCUGUAGUGCUCCUGGGGGUCAGUUUUCCCGUCGUAAGGCUUGAUGAGUUGCCCUCGGUAUUUUUCCGGGAUCCGGGCCGCCAAUACCUUUGGGGUAAAUGGCGUCCGGGUCCGGAGUUGUAUGGUGGGUUCCCCGGAGCCCUCGGUUAUCUUCUUCUGCAUUUCCUCCAUCUUGGCCAACAUGGCAUCAUACUUUAGGUCUGCAUGGGGGGCAGAAGUGGUGGCGUGUGCUUUGGUGGCCUCCAUCUCGUCAAGUCGGCGCUGGAGGGCCGCAAUGAUCUCGUCCCAGGGGUCCUUCGGGAGGGCCUCCGCCCCCUGCGAACGGACACGGGCCGAGUGGGCCUGGUUGAUUUGGUGACGGGCGUCGUCGGCAUGGAGAGGUGCCUUGCCAUUGUCCUGAGGGGGACAUCUUUCAUUAGCCCUGGAGACGGAUCCGCCACUUUCCUGAGGCCUCUGGAGCACCUUCCCCCCGAGGUGGUCUUGGACCUCUCGGCGGUCUAGCGCCCCUCCGAGUCUCUUGAGGGCGGAGGUCCAGGGAUGUUCCUUGUUCAUGUUGUGGCGGUCCCGGGAUUGGACUUCCUGGGAGGCCGUAUCUUGGGCCACGACCCCCUCGACGUUCCCAAUCCGGAGGACAGGGUUCCCGAGGGGGUGUGGAUGAGGGGGAGGCAUGAUAUUCUCCCCGACCUGAGGUUGGAGGGGAACCAAAGUGCCGAAGGCACCCGGAUUCUGGGUGAGCGUCUGGAUGAAGGCGGAAAACGCCGACUGUAUGCUGAUAGUGAUGACCGGAGGGCUAACUUGGUUCUCGCUCCGGUCCUUCUUCUUGGCCUCGAUGCCGAGGCGGGCAUCGGGGGCAUUCUGUUGAAUCUGAUGGCGUAGGUCGACAGCCGUCUGGUCCAACCCGGUGAUGACGCCGCCCCCGGGAGCCCUGUUAGAGGCUUCUGGGACGUCGACUUCGCCGAAGGCCAGGUUCAUGUCCUCAACGUUCUUGGAAUUGGCACGAGUUGUCCUCACCAUUUUUGCUAGGUGUUUUGUGUUUGGAGAGGGGGAGGGUUUCUUACUUGAUUAUUCGACCUCUCAACGAGAGCACCAAAUGAUAGGUAGUCUACCCGGGGGUAUGUAUCCGAAGGGUUACUGCGGGAAGUAACUAGAGAGAAGUCAGAGCAAAAGUAAGAGAGAGAGAGAGUGUAUUGCUGAGAAUGUAAUGUGCGAAUAUUGCUUGGAUUACAAAUGGGGAAAAGGGGCGCUAUUUAUCGUAGUAAUAAAUGCCAGAUAGGGACACGUGUCAAGCAUCCAGUGGCCGAGGGGUCACAUCAACUGGUUGGCAUUGGUAGUCGCAUGUGGCCGCAUUUAAUGCGGCUGUUGGAUGUGACGUCGUACUUGGUACGGUGAUUCAGGCGCAUGUGGGCUACUCAUUUUCGUCGUUUUCUCCCAGUAACUUUGUUUGCUUGAGUUGGCCAUCCUGUGAGGAUUUGGAGCCUUCGGCCAGGGGGCUGAAGGCACCCCCAGUGUGCCGCGUGGGUUGCUCAAUACAUGGGGCGCUAUGAUUUGGGCCUGCCGUGCUUCCUGGGCUUAUUGGGCCUCCCUUAGAAUAGUAGGAGUCAAUGGGACGGGGGAUCCUGGGCCAUAUACUCCUUCAUGUGUAUUAUUUGAUUUUGGCACAAUAUUUAAUAAAUUGGUUGAUAAGGUAAAAGUUGUGGUUGGGAUUUGAGUAUAAUAAUGUGAAAUAUUGUGAACAACAUCUUUCUUUCCAAAAAGGGAAAUGUGACACUUAUUUUGGGACAAUCCAAAAAGGAAAAUAAGACAUGUAAACUGAGACGGAGAAAGUACGUUUUUGCAUUCGCCCUGUACAGAGGAUCUAUAUUUCCUUGACGAGUCUGAAUGUUAGCGAAGUAGCAAGAACGUAUCUCAGUGCGGAUAGUGUGUGUAAAGUAGACUCCACGACCGAUCUUAUGACAUAAUUUCAUACACCUGAAUUCCUAAAUAGCAUAAAAUUAUCAGGAGUGCCCAAAAUCACGUGUCUAGCUCGCUCCCUGAUCCGAUUUCUUUAACAAAGAUUUUUUGGUGUAGUUAGGGACAAUGUACUAAUAUUGUGCACUUUCCAAAUAUAACUGGACUGGUGGGAAACAAAGAGUGAGUGCAAAGGAGUUUUUGGUACUGGAUGGUUCACUCACUCUUUACUAUGAAUAUAAUGUCAUUGUCACUUGAUGUAAAAAUUGAACAUAAGCUAUAUGACUAAAGUUACUAUCGUAGUCACUAUACUUAAGAGGUCACAUUUUCGUAAAUAAUUUUUAUUUUAGUCGUAAUUAUUUCAACAACAAAAAAUGCAUGAAUACCUAAAUGUGUCCUCUGCAAUGGUAGAUGACCUAUUUGAAUAUUUUCGCAUAAAUUUAUAUUUAAGCAUAGUUUAAGAAUGACAUAACAUAUUUUCACAUAUUUGCACCCCCUGAUUUGCAUGUUUACAUAGGCAAUUCGUCUAACAAAUGCAAUUCGUAUAGAUGUAAAGUCACCCUAUUACUUAGUCAUUAUAAAUAAUUUACCUUCAACGUAACUAAACUAUAUAAACCAUUGAAUAUGGAAAAAUUCUUAGCUAAAUUUUACUGGAGAUAAGGAAUUUAAAAGGGGUUAGUGCGAGACAAUUCAAAAGUUGUUAAUUUUCCAGCAUUCCUUAACACAUUCAAUUAUUAGGUUGCCUCUCAAUAUAUUUUGGAUGUGAUGAUACCCAAACAUGGCUUAUUAUGUCAUGACUAUAAAUAAAAGUCAAAAAUAAUUUUAUCGUGUUUUUCGUUUAUUCGUUUAUUAUUGAGAACCCCUCUUCUUAGUCAUGGUCAACUUUAUGUGGUUAUCAACUAUAUGUGGUUAUGUGAAGACUAAAGAGUAAUAAUUAGUAAAUCAUAAUGUAUAUGUUUCAUUUCAAGUCAAAUUUUGUCAUUGUACAAAUUAAAUUCAUAAUGAAUUAAUGAAAAUUACAAGUUUAUUUUUUUAUUUUUAUUUUAACUAAAAUUAAUUACAAGGGUCAAAUUUCACCAACCGUGCAUCGCACAAGUGUUAAAAAUACAAGAUUAUUUUUGUAUUUCAAAUUUAACUAAAGUUAAUUACAACGGUUAAAUUUCACCAACCAUGUAUUGUACGAGUGUUUUGCUGAGUGAACAGGUCAAGGUAGCUAGAUUGAGUGUGUUUUGAGAAUAAAUGUGUAUAAAUGUAGUGUCAUUUAAUUAUAUAUAUAUAAUUAAAUGAUAAUUUAUAAUGAUUUAACUAAAAGAAAGGAUUUUAACAAGUAUUAGUAUGGGACAAAAGGUGUUAAUUCUUAUAAAUUCAUUUAUCAUCUUUAGAUGUUAUCUUGCUAUUCCAAUGUUAAUGUGAUAAUACCCAAACAUGACUUAUUAAGUCAUGACUAUAAACAAAAGUCAAAUGCAUUCGUCCUGUGUUAUGGAAAACAUUUUUUUAGCCAUGAUUGACUUUACAUGAUUGUACGUGUCAACAGUAACUACAAUAGGCACUACACUUAGGAGGUCACGCGUUCAUAAACAGUUUUAUUUUAGCCAUAAUUAUGUAAAUAUUUUAAAAAAUUAUAUGCAAAAAUACCAAAGUUUGUCCUCUACAAUAGCAGAAAGAACUAUUUGAACAUCUUUCCAUGUUUUAAUAUUUAAGUAUAAUUUAAGAAGGAAAAAUUGACAAGAAUAAUCCCACCUUUCACUGGUCUUCUCAUAAUAAUCCCACCUUUGCACCUCAUCUUCUUUCAUUGGACCCUGACCAUGUUUUUUUACUUUCUUUAAAAAUUAUAUAAAUAAUCUCACCUUUCAAUUUUUAAUUAUAUCCUUAUAAAUGUGAGAUUAUUUAUAUAAGAUUUUUAAAAAAGGUAAAAAAAACUUGGUCAGCGUCUAAUGAAAGAAGAUGAUGUGUAAAGGUGGGAUUAUUUUGGGAUUAUUUAAAGGUGAGAUUAUUAUGAGAAGACCAGUGAAAUGUGGGAUUAUUCUUGUCAAUUUUUCCAUUUAAGAAUGACAUAGCACACUUUCACAUACUUGCACCCCCUGAUUUGCAAGUUUACAUAGGCAAUUCGUCUAAAAUUGCAAUUCGUAUAAACAUGACUUAGUCAUUAUAAAUAACUUUCAAUUAGUUAAUAUACAUAAUCCAUGGAAAUGGAAAAAAUAUUUUCCCAAAAUUGCUUGUGCAUCGCGCGGGUGGAUUACUAAGUAACCAUUUUAUUAGAGGGAGGAUUUAAUAGGGAUUAGUGCGGGACAUAAGGUGUUAGCUUGCCAUUCUAAUUCCGGAUGCAAUAAUUCCCAAACAUAACUUAUAACGUCAUGGCUACACAUAAUGGUCAAAGACAAUCAUUUUUGCGUGUUGGUUUGUUGUUGAAAAACCAAUUUUUUGUCAUGGUCAAUUAUACAUGAUUGUGUCAAGAGUAACCAAUCACUAAAUGUUGAGAAAUCAAACUGCAAACGAUAACAGAGGAACGAAUUGUUCAUAAAAUUUAGCAUGGAACAUAACCAUUAGUAAAUCAUAUUGAAUAUGUUUCAUUUUACUGCAAAUUUGAAUAUUGUGCAGAGUAUAAUUCUAAACGAUUCAAUUAAAAUUACAAAUUUGUAUAAUUAUGUACACAUUUUAGGUAAAAAAAAAUCAUCGGUCGUGCAUCGCACGGGUGUUCUACUAGUGAAAUAAAUUAGAAAAAUACACCUUUAAUGAUGAAACGAAUAUGUGAUCAUUGAUAUUGCAAUUCCAAAUGGUAAUCGUAAUUAAAAUCCCAAUUUUUCUUGCAUGGAUGUUUAAAAUUAGAUUAAAAAAGGUUCAAUCUGUUAUACAAAGAUUUUUAAACAAUUGUUUUAACUUUCAAUACACAUCAUAAUCUAUAAAAUGAUAAUGGAAUAUUAAUAAUUAAAUAAUAUGAAUACAUGAUAAAUUAAAAACAUAAAUCAACAAAAAUAUUCAACUUCAUUUCCAUCAAAAUUCGAACUCCAAAAAUAAAUCCUAUUCACAAACCUUUGAAAAUUACAUGCAGACUUUAAUGGUGAUUUUGAACAAACACUCUCUGAUUGAAGAGAAAAACAACGAAACCUAUUCGAAAAUUUGAGACAGGUUUGUAUUUAGGUUUUGCAAGACAAAAACGGAAGCAAGCGAAUCAACAACUCGGGGCUUAACAAAAUGGGAUGGGUCUUUUAUAGUGGAGUUUUUUUACCUAUAUAGGACUAAUAGUACUUUUAUGUGCACAAAUAGGACUCUAAACGUGAGUCAUGUUUCGUAGGACUAAAAAGAACAUGAUUUCCCUUUUUUAGCCUCCACAUAAAGGUAGUUGGUAAUUAACGUGAGGGAAGUAUUUCGAAAAAUUCGGCCGGCAUCGUGAGGGGAAAGAGGGCGAAAACACAGGGAAACGAAGUGCGACAAUUAAUAUGGAAAAUUUUUCCGGCGCAAGGCUCGGCAAUCAAGUUUCAAAGCCAACUACCCAAGUAAGUCUAGCCAGUUACGCCAUUUCGAAAUUUCAAUUUCGAGGAGAACUGAAGCCUAAAACCUGGAAGAGAAGAACGAAGGAAGCAAUAGAAGUGCGACGAUGGCUGGUGACAAUGUCGCAAAACAGAUGCCUGGAUGACAGAGAGAGCGGCAUAGAGCAGACCUGGGGCAACUGUGGCAUGUACGUAUUGAAGAUUGCCGAGUUUUUGAUGAUGGGACUAGAUAUAAAAGAUAUCAAGUCAAAGGACAUGCCCAUGUAUAGGAAAAAAAUGGUCACCGAGUUGGUGUUGUACUACAACAAGAGGAUGGAAGAAGCUAAAAAAAGGGAAUGACUUUGAGGAUGACAUAGUGAAAGAUGGCAGAGUGAUGGAUGAGAUGAAAAUUAGUUGCUAUUGAAAACUUGCCUCAAAUGUUAAAUUGUGAAGAUUUAUUUUAUCUUUUUUUAUAAUGUUGACUUAAAAUGAAGACGUAGUAUUUUGGUUUACUGAUGUAGUAAAAUUUACAAUCUUAAUUUUGUGGUGGAUUGAAUAAUUGGUGGGAUUUGUUUUGAUAUGUAAACUAUUCGCUUGUUCGAAGUAGGUUAUGUCAUCUUGUUGGCAUUUGUGUAUGUUAUAUAUUACUCAAUGACAUGGCAGAAUAUGGUAG